Eucalyptus grandis is the source of this 854-nucleotide messenger RNA. Its product is annotated as protein RKD2-like. The transcript is spliced from 4 exons. The coding region runs from base 1 to 744 and encodes 247 amino acids. The record is from RefSeq and is a predicted model, not a curated record. NCBI's taxonomy places the organism in Eukaryota, Viridiplantae, Streptophyta, Magnoliopsida, Myrtales, Myrtaceae. Gene Ontology annotation, molecular function: DNA-binding transcription factor activity.
AUGGCCAGUCAUCACCACCAAGCAGUGAAGCUCGAGACGUCAGGCUCCGACUACGACUUCAUCGCAAAAGAUGAAGACCUUUUGUUUCUUAAUGAUCACUUGCCUAAUCUUGGAAUCUGGUAUCACACCAAUGAGACUUGGUACUCCAAUUUAGACAUUGUUGAGCACAGUAAUGCUGGUGUCGUCAAAGAUAAUGCCAUUCACCUUGGCGAUGUGAAUGGGUUAUUAGAAGGAAUUAAGGAAAUUAACGGGUUCUUCGAGACGACGGGAAAAAAGGCGGUGUCGUCCGGUACCCAUGGAGAUCGAGCAGGCUUGCCUGAUAACAUGGCUAUGGGUAAUGGAUCGUCAGGAUUAAGUGUGGAACGUGACAGCAAAGAAUUGGAAACCAGGACCCGCAUCAAGAUGUUGUCCCGUGAAGCCAUCUCCGAGUACUUCUACAUGCCGAUCACACAAGCCGCCAAGGAGCUCAACGUCGGGCUGACGCUCCUGAAGAAGAGGUGCCGGGAAGUCGGGAUCCGCCGGUGGCCCCACCGGAAGCUCACGAGCCUCCAAACCCUUAUCAAGAACGUCCAGGAACUGGGAUGUGGAGAGGACGAGAGGAAGCUGCAGGAGGCGAUAGAGUUGCUGGAGAGGGAGAGGAAGCUGAUGGAGGAAGCGCCCGACCUGAAGCUGGAGGACAAGACGAGGAGGCUGAGGCAGGCGUGCUUCAAGGCCAACUACAAGAAGAGGAAGCUUGUUCCAUGAACAUCAUCGUGAUAUACACGAGAUUCGUGUAUGUGCUCUUCUGAAUGUCUGACCUAGGAUAGCAUGUAGAUUUGAUCUGUUUCCUCUUUUUAUUUUUAUUUUUUUAGCAU